AUGUCGACCAUCGCAGAGGAUUUACUCAACGAUUUUGGAAGCUCAGGCGACGAGGCCGAAGAAGAGCACAAUGAUGGCCUCAUCAAGGACGAAGAGACGAGUGGCAAUCGCGACGCCAUGGAAUUGGAUGGCGACUUCAACGCUGACGCCGAUGCCAAAGAUGACGAAGACCCCGAAAAUGAACGAAAUGACAGAGAGGACUCUGAAGCGAGAAAAGCCAAGGUCGAGAAAAUGCAGCUUGGAGGAGUGAAAGACGUCCAAAGCGUAGCAAGUCUGAUGCGCACUCUAGAACCAAUCCUCGAGGUUAGUACGAUUCCCCCAUUCCCCAGCCGCUUCAACGGUCGCGUCUUGACGGACGAUUCGUUUACAUCAGUUCUUUUGACGGACAGCCCUGACCUAUUGCCUCGAACGUUACAGAAAAUCGCACAUUAUCGAUCGCAAACCGCAACUCAGCACACAAACAUCGGAAACAUCGAGGACCAUCCCGAAUACGCUCUCCUGACACAGUCGAAUAGUCUCUCAACCCAGAUUGACGGCGAGGUCGUAUUGGUUCACAAGUUCAUUCGCGACCACUACUCGACACGCUUCCCCGAGCUUGAGCGGCUUGUAACGACACCCCUCGAGUAUGCCAAGGUGGUCGCUAUUCUAGGAAACGGACCGUUGGACUCGGAGAGCAUCAAGGCUCUACAGACUUCCACCAACAACCCUCUAGGAAUAACUCUGAAGUCUGUUCUCGAUGGACCCUCCCUCAUGAUCGUCACGAUCGAGGCUACGACAUCAAAGGGACAUGAUAUGACACCGGAAGAGCUUGAGCGCGUUUACAAAGCAUGCGAUAUGGUGAUUAGCCUCAACAAGGCCAAGCAAACUUUGGCCGAAUACGUGCAGUCACGCAUGAACAUCUUCUCACCCAAUUUGACGGCGCUCGUUGGUCCAGUUACAGCCGCCCAACUCCUGAAUGCGGCAGGUGGACUCACAGGCCUCUCAAAGACGCCUGCCUGCAACAUUGCUUCAUGGGGUUCCAAGAAGAAGCAGGCAGGGCUGGCUACGAACAUUGGUGUGCGGCAGCAAGGGUACCUCUUCAAUUCAGAAAUGAUCCGGGGUAUUCCCAGCGACUUGAAGAAGCAAGCCAUGAGAAUCAUGUCAGCCAAGCUUGUCCUGGCCGCCCGAGUCGAUCGUAUUCAUUCGAGUCCAGAUGGUUCUACAGGAGAGGAACUCAAAUCAGCGUGCCUCGAACGGCUUGAAAAACUAACAGAACCACCGCCCAACAAGGGACAACGUGCGCUCCCGGUGCCAGACGACAAGCCAUCUCGCAAGCGAGGUGGACGACGUGCUCGCAAGGCCAAGGAGGCUCUCGCAAUGACCGAUCUACGUAAAGCCCAAAACCGCAUGACCUUUGGCAAGGAGGAGAAGGAGGUUGGCUACGGCACUGGCGAUUCGACUGUUGGGAUGGGUAUGAUUGGACAGUCCAACGAUGGUCGAAUCCGUGGUAUUCAGGUCGACCAACGUACCCGCGCAAAACUUGGAGUCAAGCACAAGGGCUGGGGUGGAAACAGCUCGGUGGGCGGCGCCGCUUCGUCUAUCGGUGGCUUCGGCCACUCUUCCAACUUAAAUCUGCAGGGACGCGGCCUGCGAGCAUCUGGCGUCGGUAGCACAGUCGGGUCAGCGACUGGUACUGCGUCGUCGCUGGCAUUCACGCCUGUGCAGGGUCUGGAGCUGGUUGAUCCCAAGAUGCAAGCAGAGCUCAGCAAGAAGCGCAAGGCCGAAGAGGACCGGUGGUUCAAGGGCGGUUCCUUCACCCAGGUUGGAGGAUCGUCAAGCGGGAGCGGUUUCAAGGUACCAGAUCUUCCGGCAGCCAAACGAGUUGAUACAGGAUCGACCAAAAUGGGGCCUCCAGCAUCGAAAUGA
This is a messenger RNA of Fusarium sp. VM40, 1905 nucleotides long. NCBI's taxonomy places the organism in Eukaryota, Fungi, Ascomycota, Sordariomycetes, Hypocreales, Nectriaceae. The record is from the annotation of a GenBank genome assembly.